UGAUCAUGUUCCGUGACUUACAGUGUGGGUCACACAGAUCUGACCGCCAACAGUGACGAAAAAACCGCCGAGAUCCAUGCUUUGCAGUUGGAGUUGAGUGGACUAAGAUCAGAACUUGAAGCAACUGGUGAGAACCACUCAGCAGCAUAUAGUCAACUUACAGCCGCUUUGAAGGAACGAGAAAGUGCACUUGAGAAACUCAAGCAAGAACAUGAAGCAUCCAAGCUCUCUCAUGAAAAUAACUUGGCCGAUGUCCAAUCGUCGUACAAAGAGAUGGCACACAGAGCGUCGGAUCUGGAAGCUGAGGUAGCAACAAUCAAAAAAGAUUAUGCGCAGAGCGAAAAGAGACUUCAGGCAGCCAACGUAACGCUCGAAGACGCAAAAGCUGAACACCAGAGUGCCUUGGAGAUACUACAAAAGCAGCUGGAUGACACCAACGUUCAAAUCUCUGAAACUCGUGCUCAACUAUCAGAUACUCAACGUGAACGACAAGCUAUGGAAGAAACUGCCACUACGUCACAAGACGAGCUAGCUGCCUGUAAGCGUGACAUCGAAAACAUGGCAGAGAAACUUACUACAUUGGAAGCAAAUUUUGCCCGAUCACAGCAAGAAUUGGCAACUUCUGAUGCGAAGCUUUUGUCGAUCACACAGGAUAGGGAAGCCACGGAAAAUAGCCUACGUGCUGAACUUGAACACGCAGAAUCUUCAUUGAAAGAAGCACUUUCGCAAAUUUCUGACCUGAAAGCACAGGUUUCUGAAGCGCGAAAACAAGAAGAGGUAUUGUUGGCCAGCCAAGUACCUGAGGACGAGCUGCAAAGUCUUAGAAACCACAUGAAGGCAACUGAAGAGAAAUAUGAAGCUGAAGUCAAACAACUUCGCCAGCAAGUCCAAGACAGUGAGAGCCGUCUAGAACGACAACUCGGUGCGUUCAAUACCAUUAGAGGAGAGCUUACGGCGGUACGGGAACGUCAACUGGAUCGGGAAGACGAAAUAGAACAACAAAUGCAAGCUCAAAUUGAUGAACUUCAUCUAGAUUUAACCGAAGCUUUUGAGAAAAGGAAACUUGCUGAAGAUAAAUUAGCUCAGAAUGGGUUAAGUCCCGUCAGCGAGAGAGGAUUUUGGGUAUCGGAUGAUGGGCAAACCGAUACUGACCAAUCUGAUGGUGAUGAAGAAGAACUUAGCCAUCACCAAGAGCCUGAAGCGGUUGGAAAGCACCGCAGCCCGAAUUUAGGAAGGAUACCACCACUUCAAAAGCCUCGAUUUUCUGAAUUCCAUCAUGUCCCACAGUGCAGUGGAUGUCUGAGCGAAGCCUUUGACAUAUAGAAUUGUGUUAAUAAAAGCCACUAUAAAUGCUGCUUAUAUUCAUUUCUCACUCUUUGUCGUUACAUUAAUGUAAUAAAAAUUAUAUUUGUUUUCUCUUACACUUUGAUCAGAA
Umbelopsis ramanniana AG is the source of this 1435-nucleotide messenger RNA. RefSeq lists its product as uncharacterized. The record is from RefSeq and is a predicted model, not a curated record. Bases 274 to 1323 code for a protein of 349 amino acids. Lineage: Eukaryota; Fungi; Mucoromycota; Umbelopsidomycetes; Umbelopsidales; Umbelopsidaceae. The transcript has a single exon.